UUUCCACAGGUGUUUCGUAGGUAAGAUGUGUAUGGGGUGUUGUAGUUUGGGUAUGGGUUGAAGGGGGUACGGUAGGGGAGCUUCUAGAGGGGUGUGGAGGGCAGGGAAAGAAGGGGGUAAUAGGCGAGGUGUUCCGAGCGGGCGACAUCCAGCGACCCUUCCUCUCGGCGGGUUUAUAUGGAGGGACCGAGAGUGAAAGUUAUUAGUGUUGAGUGAGCGAGUGCACUGCAACGUACUCUCACCUUAGCUUAUACACGGCCCUGUCAACACCACCACCACCACCACCACCUCCACCACUACCGCCACCAACACUAACGCCCCACCAAGCACCACAUAUACACCACUUCACUAUAUACCACUAACGUGCACCACCAGCUCAACUCCAUCAUGCAGUUCCUUAGUUUUGCGAUAGUGUGCGCCUCCGUGAUCCUCGUCUACCUGGGAUGCCCCGCACAGGGUCACCCCAGCGUGCUAAUGAAGAAACGAAGCAGCUGCGACGAUAAAUGUAAAGGCUUCACGUGUGGCACCCCCAACCGCGGCCCUCGGGUGGUCGGGGGCGGUUAUACAGCGCCCCACGAGUACCCGUGGCUGGUCGCUUUCACCUACGGCAAGAAACUCUACUGCAGCGGCACCCUCAUCAACGACAGAUACGUGCUCACCGCCGCCCACUGCGUCACGAACAUAAGGAACAACAAGAUCACACUCACCUUCGGCAGCUACAACAAAACGCUGACGAACGAGAAUAGCCGCCAAGUGAGGAAGAUCGGCAGCGUCUGGUCCCACCCUGACUUCAACAGGCGCACAUUUAACAACGACGUGGGCCUUGUCAAGCUCAACAACCCCGUCGAGUUCACCAAAGAAGUCAGACCUGCCUGCAUCCCCGACGUGGCGAACCAGGAGACCUACGCUGGCAUGACGGGCAUCGUGGCAGGGUGGGGCCGCACCUCAGAGUACGGCAACGCCAGCGACGCGGUGCGCGAGGUGACGGUGCCCAUCAUUACCAACGAGGAGUGCAAGACCAAGAACUACAAGCCCAAUGACAUCACCGACAACAUGAUUUGCGCGGGACACGACGCGGGGAAGAUCGACGCCUGCCAGGGUGACAGCGGCGGCCCUCUCAUGCUCAAGAAUGGAAACAAGAUAGAAAUCAUUGGCAUCGUGUCGUGGGGCGAGGGCUGUGCACGCGCCUUGUACCCCGGGGUGUAUUCUCGCCUCUCCAGGUACAUGGACCUCAUCACGGAGCAGUUGAGCAUGGAGGAGAGCUGCUCCUGCCCCGACCCCGACCCCUUGGUGCACUAGUCUGCCACGACGCUCACGAGACCCGCGCUCGAGACGCUUCAACGUUUCGCUCGUUACUACUACGGAACAAUGCAAUUAUGUUAUGUUAAAGUUGAUCUUUAAUAAUUUAUUUAUUGUCUGCACAUUUAUUUUGUGGUUAGGAAGUCAGUGCUACUUUUCCCAUUGCUUACAGGCAAAACCCACACAGCAACACUUACAAACCAUUCCAAACAGUUCCGUUCCUCUCACACUGCUGGACACGGCUCGGCGGCCUCCGGAGUCAAAUCAAUGUAAAGCUCAAGACAAAGACUUAGGAUGCAUUCCCACGCAUCGAUGAGUUACCCUUCUGGUAACGUUGGUGCCCUUUAAAAAUCCCUCUGGACGGCUCCUACUCUUAGACCGCUACGUCGGGACACGCCCCCACGCUGUGCCUGAAGGAGUGGUCUUAGCCAUUACACGUGGAAACAUGAACCUGGAUACAUGAACAGAGUAUCGGACAACAAAACCAUUGCUAAUUUUGCUGCUGCUAUAUUUGAAGCCUUAUGGUUUCAAUAAUGUGAUAGAGUACGCCUAUCAGUGCCGGCAACACACUUUUGUAUCACGGGCAAUUAGAAUGUCUUUCCGUCAACACCUGAGCAAGUCAUGUCCAGCUGUGUGGGUGUGCGCUGACUGGCCAGAGAUGGAUCCGUCACGGAGUCGCAUAUUGCGGCUUUCCCGGCUCCACGCAUGAACACAACAUUCAUCUAUUUAUUUCCUGCGCAUAUGUCCCUGAACAUCAACAUUUACCACCACCAUCACGUUCUCAGACUACCUGCAGGACCUCACUCCCCGAGAUCCCUUACUCCACACGGCCAUGAUUUCCUUAGUGCAGGCACUGGCUUCCUUCACUUCCCCAACACCGUCUCAGCAAACACAAAGAUCUCCUCGCCAGUCAAAGUAGCUCCCUCUCAGCUUCACAGUCACACAGCUUUCCUCACCCUCACAUCUCCCUGACAAAGCUUUCCUCACCCUCACAUCUCCCUGACAAAGCUUUUCUCACCCUCACAUCUCCCUGACAAAGCUUUUCUCACCCUCACAUCUCCCUGACAAAGCUUUUCUCACCCUCACAUCUCCCUGACAAAGCUUUUCUCACCCUCACAUCUCCCUGACAAAGCUUUUCUCACCCUCACAUCUCCCUGACAAAGCUUUUCUCACCCUCACAUCUCCCUGACAAAGCUUUCCUCACCCUCACAGCUUUCCUCACAUCUUCACAUCCCUCUCACCCUUCUCUCAACAGUAAUGUCAAACCCAGCUUCCCUUCCAUCCUCCUCACAGCCUCCCACCUCCUACCUCCUCCCCCUCAUCUCCCUCACGCCUCUCUCAACACUAAUAUAAAACAACCAUCCGUCAACAUCCCAUCCCUCACUCACGACUCUUUCAGUGAGGCACAUCCCUUUCACAGCCUCCUUAUGCUCUCAGAUAACUUCACUUUACCUUCUACACACUCACAGAAACUUUUAUAUCUGUUUUUGUCUCUGUCUCACACACAGCUUGUUCUGUUUCUGUCAGGGACCAAUGCUUUGUAUCAAUCUGUGUCUCAAUGAUGCAUAAAAUCACAUAUCUAGUCCUCAUUCCCAGUAAAUAUAUAUGCAAAACCAA
This is a messenger RNA of Eriocheir sinensis (Chinese mitten crab), 2916 nucleotides long. Its product is annotated as trypsin II-P29-like. The transcript has 7 exons. Lineage: Eukaryota; Metazoa; Arthropoda; Malacostraca; Decapoda; Varunidae. Bases 388 to 1299 code for a protein of 303 amino acids. Gene Ontology annotation, biological process: proteolysis. The record is from RefSeq and is a predicted model, not a curated record. Gene Ontology annotation, molecular function: serine-type endopeptidase activity.